ACAAGAGAAAUUAAACUUUAAAUAGACCUUGUUGCGUUCACCCUAAAUGAAUGGUUCUCAUAUCAUAGCCGCCUCCAGUUAGAGCUAGCAAACCGUGUUGUUUUCCUCAUCAUAUCUGUUUUUCAACCAUGUCAACCUCCUCCUCCUCCUCCUCAUCAUCUUCAUCACAAUCUCUGAAAAUUGGCAUAGUUGGGUUUGGCACUUUUGGCCAAUUUCUUGCAAAGACAAUGAUCAAACAAGGCCACACUUUAAUGGCAACUUCUCGAACAGAUUACUCUCAACUCUGUCACCAAUUGGGCAUCCAUUUUUUCAGGGAUGUCACUGCAUUCCUCGAUGCUGGCAUGGAUGUCAUCUUGUUAUGCACAUCGAUCUUGUCGCUGUCUGAGGUUGUCGGGUCAAUGCCACUAGAUCGUCUGAAGCGACCAACGCUGUUUGUUGAUGUACUUUCAGUCAAAGAGCACCCAAAGGACGUUCUGCUUAAAGUGUUGCCAGAGGAGUCAGACAUACUCUGCACCCACCCAAUGUUUGGACCCGUGAGUGGCAAGAAUGGGUGGACAGAUCUCACUUUCAUGUUUGAUAAAGUUAGAAUACGAGAUGAAGCUACCUGCUUUAAAUACCUUCAGAUUUUUGCAACAGAGGGUUGCAAAAUGGUAGAAAUGACCUGUGAGGAACAUGAUAAAGCAGCUGCGAAGAGUCAAUUUAUCACACACACAAUAGGCAGGGCAUUAGGUGAAAUGGAUAUUAAACCCACACCUGUUGACACCAAGGGCUUUCAGGCACUCAUUCAAGUGAAGGAUACUGUCAUGGGAAGCAGUUAUGAUCUGUAUAGUGGAUUAUUCGUGCAUAACAGAUUUGCCAGACAAGAGCUGGAAAACCUUGAACAAGCCUUAUACAAAGUUAAAGAGAAGCUGAUUCAAAGUAUAGAUGAGUAGCAGGGUCCAGAAAGACUGAAAGUUAAUGCAUAAUAUGCCAUAUGCCAUAUGCCGCCGAAGAUAUAUUCAUGAACUGUAUUUCAAACAUUCUAUUGUUCAAUCACUUGUAAUAAAGGGGUUCAAGGCUCAAGCUUUCUGGUUCACAGAA
Molecule: messenger RNA, 1080 nt
Organism: Lotus japonicus
Lineage: Eukaryota; Viridiplantae; Streptophyta; Magnoliopsida; Fabales; Fabaceae
Product: arogenate dehydrogenase 2, chloroplastic-like
Exons: 7
Coding region: 129-932 (267 amino acids)
Biological process (GO): L-tyrosine biosynthetic process
Molecular function (GO): prephenate dehydrogenase (NAD+) activity; prephenate dehydrogenase (NADP+) activity; NAD+ binding
Source: RefSeq, a predicted model, not a curated record